GUACGCUUCUCCAGCGUGAUAUAACUUCUUUAACAAUACAAGUAUUAUUGAUUGGUAUGUUUCGCGUUGAAUGUACUACCUUAUAUUACUGAAAUAUGGAGUGAUAAAGCAUGUAUCUAUUUCAGUUGAUUUCAAUUACAUUCUUUUUGUGGACAUAUGGAAUUCAGCUCGGAAAACUCGGAACUUCAUAUAUUGAAAUGUGCUAGAUAGUUCACGAUGUUACACUAUUAAGGAAGUUAUAAUGCGAUUAACUAUAAAUACAAAUGAAGGACACAGUUAUAAACACAUGCAGUUGAUGGAUUGGACAUACAGAUACAGUCUUACGACGGCAGUGAGAUUUCAUGCAGACGAAACAACACAUGUAUAAUGAAAACACUUGUGAGACGGACACUCGAAGCUUGGAUUGCAUUUUUGUGAAAUGUGAGUGCAAAUGAAGCAGUCAACCAUAGCUGAGUCCUCUUACCUCACCACUUCCUUAGAGGAUGCAAGUUUGAAAAUGAAAUUGAAAAGGUCAAUGCAAAAACUUAUGAUACAUUGCAAACUGAGAAUGUUGCGUAAACAACUGUUUUUCUCAGUAAGCGCGUGUUUGGUAGUUGCAUUAGCUCUAUUAGUUUUCUCUAGAAACUCGUUUAAUCGUAUAAAUACCGACACAUUUUAUCACCAAGAUUUUAAAUCUACUAUUCCUUACCAUGACUUUAAAGCUGCUUUUCAUCACCAUGAUUUUAAAGCCAUUGACAUGUCUUUGGUUGUACUUGUUGUGGGUCACCGUAAUGCAUUUGACCGUCGUAAGAAAAUACGAAACACUUGGGCAUCUGGACAUAAACAUGUAUAUUUCGUGGUUAGUGAGCUAUACUGUCCCUAUCCGCCUGAAAAUCGUAUAUUUGGCACCUGCAAACCAAAUAAUAUAUCUGCAACGAAGGAACGUGUUCAUAAUUACGUACAAAAUGAAGAAGAAGUUACAAAAAGGAUUCGUAACGAAUCAAACGUUGUUUUAUUACCUACUGUAGACGUCGCUAAAGAAUUGCCAAACGUGAUUAAAGAAAGCUACAAAUGGGCCCUAAAAAAUCAUGCUACAAAAUGGAUCUUACAUGUAGAAGAUUCAUUUAAUGUGUACUUGGACUCAUUUAAUGUUGCAAGUAAUUUUGAUCAAAAAGAGAAUACUGUUUUAAUAUUGCUGAGACAAUGCACAUCUUCAGUAGACACGGGUAAACACAGAAAUAGAUCACGCCAUAUGACACCAUUUCAAUGUGCUUUGAACCAUUUUAUUCCGAGACAAGUUGCUGAAUAUCUAGUUAAUGGACUGAAUGAAAUAUUUGAAUAUACAUUUAAAGACAAACAAAGCUACAGUACCGUACAAGUGCUUGAUUCCAAACACAUAAAGUCAGCUCAUCGAGAAGACAUUGCUUUGACGACAGUUAAUGGAGAGGUUUAUAACUCAGCAGCAAUAGUGCUAGAUUUAUGUAUCAAACAUGAAAUGAAUAAGUGUGUAGACAACACUACGUAUACACUAUCUGAAAACCCUUCUAAUUUCCUUAAUGCGGGUAGGUUCGACUUGAUCGUCAAGAUGGUUUAUGCAUAUUUUUACGUUUUUGAAAAACGAGUGCCAGAUAUAAUAAAAGAUGCAUAUUUGAAACAUCUACAAAUAAUGAAUAGCUUUGAAGAAAGCUGUGAAAUGAAGGACAUUGGGUUUAAUUCAAAAGUUACGUGUAAAGAGAAGAAAAGCAGCUCUGAUUCAAUUUCAUCAUUUCACAAAACAAUUGAAUCUGUGAGAAAGUUUGGAUUUAAUCCUAAUAUUUCAAAGAUUCCAGUGGAUAAGAAUGGGUUUAUCAGUAAUGGUGCACAUAGACUAGCUUCUACAGUCGUUUUAUCACGGAAAGCAAGUUUUGAACAACACACGUACAAGCACAUUUCUGGAUUCGGAUAUAGAUACUUUCAAAGUUUAGGAAUGUCACAAAACGUUUUUGAUCUUGUUAUGUUGGAAUGGAUGAGAAUUCAGUUGAAAUUACCCGACUUAAAUACACCGAUUUUUAUUGUUUCAGUAUUUUCGAACGAUGAUAGUAAAGAUGAGAAAAUGCGAACGAUUGUUAAGGAACGAUGUUCAAAAGAUAAUGAUAUUGCAUAUGAGAAAUCUGUAACAGUUACAAGAGAAGGAGCCCGGCAAUUAAUUUCUCAUAUGUAUGGACAACAGUCAUGGCUUGAAGCAAAAAUUCAACACAUGCUUUCAAGAUUCACCCACUCAACAUUUAAUGUUUUGUUUAUAUUCGUUUACACAAAAAGAAGCACUGAUUUAGUUAAAUGUAAACUUGAAAUAAGAAAGCUUUACAAUGAUAAAAUAUUUAAAUCUACAGCUCAUAUACCUGAUACAACAGAAGAAAAUCUAGUUCUAGCAGAAAUGAUACUUAAUCCGAAUUCCAUUCAAUUUCUCAAUUAUGCCAACAAUGCGCCUGACUGUAAACUUAUAGCAAAAGAAAUUGCCACUCGUUUGUCUUUUGCAGCAAUAAAAACACUUCCGGGUAUAUACAUAGGUAGGACUGAUAUCAUGGUUGACUCGGGAACAGUACUUGGCUAUUUUGGGCUGCGUAGACGUACAGACGUAGACCUUUUGUUUUUAAACGACAUUGAUAAAUCUAUUCUUGGAAAUCAUCAUGGAAUGAAUAUACAAGCUCAUGCUUUUAAAUUUAAUUCCAUUUCAAAGGAGCGAGCAUGGGGUGAGGACCAUUUCAGUGCUACAGGGACGAGGAAUCAGUGGGACUUAUUUUAUGACCCACAAAAUUAUGGCUACUGCUACGGUAUUAAAUUUGUUUCACUGAAGCAAUUAGUAAGAUACAAAGUGCAGCGUAAUGAACCGAGCAAAGACUCACGUGACGUCGGCCUUAUAAACAGGCUUUUGGAUACGAUCCAAAGUAAAUGACGCAAUCCGUCCAGAAACCUAUCCCAGUUAUUAAUAUCUGUGUUUUGUAUUUAUCUUGUGUUUGUUAGGUUAUGAAUUACAAGGCUGUUCAUAUCAUGUAUUUACAACCUUGUCUUGUUAUUUCUCCACUUAGACUAAUAUACAUUUACUUAGAUUUUAUAUUAAGUGUUCACAGCGCAUUCUACAUAGAAAAUAAAUGAAGUUUUAAAUGAUUGAA
Messenger RNA from Mercenaria mercenaria, 3128 nucleotides. RefSeq lists its product as uncharacterized. The record is from RefSeq and is a predicted model, not a curated record. The transcript has 2 exons. The coding region runs from base 431 to 2911 and encodes 826 amino acids. Lineage: Eukaryota; Metazoa; Mollusca; Bivalvia; Venerida; Veneridae.